This is a messenger RNA of Anoplopoma fimbria (sablefish), 417 nucleotides long. RefSeq names its product transcription factor HES-5-like. The record is from RefSeq and is a predicted model, not a curated record. The coding region runs from base 1 to 417 and encodes 138 amino acids. NCBI's taxonomy places the organism in Eukaryota, Metazoa, Chordata, Actinopteri, Perciformes, Anoplopomatidae. Gene Ontology annotation, molecular function: RNA polymerase II cis-regulatory region sequence-specific DNA binding; protein dimerization activity; DNA-binding transcription factor activity, RNA polymerase II-specific. Gene Ontology annotation, biological process: regulation of neurogenesis; regulation of transcription by RNA polymerase II; anterior/posterior pattern specification. Gene Ontology annotation, cellular component: nucleus. The transcript has 2 exons.
AUGGCUCCCUGCUCUUCCAACUACUCCUCUAUUCACCACAUCAGGAUCUCUGAGAAAAACAACAUCAAAUUGAGAAAACCUUUUGUGGAGAAAAGGCGCAGAGAUCGCAUCAACAGCUGCAUCGAGCAACUCAAGAUCAUCCUGGAGAAGGAGUUCCACCAGCAGGAGCCCAACUCCAAGCUGGAGAAAGCCGACAUCCUGGAGAUGACUGUGAGCUUCCUGAGGCAGCAGCUGCAGUCGGGCCUCUGUAAAAGCGAAUACAACCAAGGCUUCUCUGUGACUCCUCUGCAGGGUCUCCAGCAGCUCCAUCAGGCCCAGAGAGCCAGCAGCUAUUCCCCAGUUUGCUCCACUCCCAGGCCCACAACGCUGCAGGACAGCAGCAGCAGCAGCAGAGGCCCCGUGUGGAGGCCUUGGUAG